Molecule: messenger RNA, 4237 nt
Organism: Haliaeetus leucocephalus (bald eagle)
Lineage: Eukaryota; Metazoa; Chordata; Aves; Accipitriformes; Accipitridae
Gene: MAN1A2
Product: mannosidase, alpha, class 1A, member 2
Exons: 13
Coding region: 74-2005 (643 amino acids)
Biological process (GO): carbohydrate metabolic process; N-glycan processing
Cellular component (GO): extracellular exosome; Golgi membrane; endoplasmic reticulum
Molecular function (GO): calcium ion binding; mannosyl-oligosaccharide 1,2-alpha-mannosidase activity
Source: RefSeq, a predicted model, not a curated record
GAGCCGGAGCCGGGCCCGGGCUGGGCUGCUGAGGGGCUGAGGCGGGCCCCGCCGGGUGGUCGUUAGCGGAAGGAUGACCACUCCCGCCCUGCUGCCGCUCUCCGGGCGGAGGUUGCCCCCCCUGAACCUGGGGGCCUCCGCCUUCCCGCACCACAGGGCUACCUUGAGACUCUCCGAAAAAUUUAUCCUGCUCCUUAUUCUUAGUGCCUUCAUCACCCUGUGCUUCGGGGCGUUCUUCUUCCUCCCCGACUCCUCGAAGCACAAGCGCUUUGACCUGGGCUUGGAGGAUGUGCUCAUUCCUCAUGUGGACACCAGCAAAGGGGGCAAGAACCUCGGCGGCUUCCUCAUCCACGGGCAAGGGCACGACGAGCACCGGCACAGAGAAGAAGAGGAACGUCUGAGAAAUAAGAUCCGAGCAGAUCAUGAAAAGGCUCUGGAAGAGGCUAAGGAGAAAUUGAAGAAAUCGCGUGAUGAGAUUCAAGCUGAGAUUCAGACAGAAAAGAACAAAGUAGUGCAAGAGUUGAAAAAGAAAGACAGCAAGCCACUGCCCCCUGUUCCUUUACCAAACCUUAUAGGGAUAAACAGUGGAGAACCAGCAGACCCGGAUAUCCGAGAGAAGAGGAACAAAAUUAAAGAGAUGAUGAAGCAUGCCUGGGACAAUUAUAGGCAAUAUGGAUGGGGACAUAAUGAGCUCAAACCAAUUGCCCGGAAAGGACAUUCCACCAACAUAUUUGGAAACUCACAAAUGGGUGCUACCAUAGUAGAUGCAUUGGAUACUCUUUAUAUCAUGGGGCUUCAUGAUGAAUUCAGAGAAGGACAAGAGUGGAUUGACAAAAAUCUUGAUUUCAGCGUGAAUUCCGAAGUGUCUGUUUUUGAGGUCAAUAUUCGCUUCAUUGGCGGUCUUCUAGCAGCAUACUACCUUUCAGGACAAGAGGUUUUCAAGAUCAAAGCAGUGCAACUGGCAGGAAAACUUCUUCCAGCCUUCAACACACCUACGGGUAUACCAUGGGCAAUGGUGAAUCUGAAAAGCGGUGUGGGUCGAAACUGGGGCUGGGCUUCUGCCGGCAGCAGCAUCCUUGCUGAAUUUGGUACUCUGCAUAUGGAAUUUGUCCACCUCAGCUAUUUGACAGGGGACCCUGUAUACUACAACAAGGUCAUGCACAUUCGGAAGUUACUUCAAAAAAUGGAUCGUCCUAAUGGACUUUAUCCAAAUUAUUUGAAUCCAAGAACAGGCCGGUGGGGUCAGCAUCACACAUCCGUGGGCGGGCUGGGAGACAGUUUUUAUGAAUAUUUAUUGAAAGCGUGGCUUAUGUCAGACAAGAUGGACACGGAGGCAAGGAAAAUGUACGACGAUGCAAUUGAGGCCAUAGAAAAACAUCUCAUCCGAAAGUCCAAUGGAGGACUGACCUUCAUUGGGGAGUGGAAGAACGGGCACCUUGAAAGAAAGAUGGGCCAUUUGACCUGUUUUGCAGGGGGAAUGUUUGCCCUUGGAGCAGAUGGUUCCAGAGAUGAUAAAGCUGGACAUUAUUUGCAGCUUGGAGCUGAAAUUGCACAUACGUGUCAUGAGUCAUAUGACAGGACAACAUUAAAGCUGGGUCCAGAAGCAUUUAAAUUUGAUGGCGGUGUAGAGGCGGUGGCAGUGCGGCAGAAUGAGAAGUAUUACAUCCUAAGACCAGAGGUGAUUGAGACCUACUGGUAUAUGUGGAGAUUCACCCAUGAUCCCAAGUACAGGCAGUGGGGCUGGGAAGCAACGCAGGCAAUUGACAAGUAUUGCCGAGUCAGUGGUGGCUUUUCUGGGGUCAAGGAUGUCUAUUCCUCAUCUCCUACAUAUGACGAUGUACAGCAGAGCUUUUUCCUUGCUGAAACUUUGAAGUAUUUGUAUCUGCUUUUCUCCAAUGAUGACCUUCUACCAUUAGACAACUGGGUUUUUAACACAGAAGCUCAUCCUCUGCCUGUUUUACAUUUAGCCAACGCCACACUGUCAGGAAAUCCUGCAUAUCGAUAAAAACAGCUCUAUGAAGAGGAAGAGAGACUGUUUUCAGCUCUGUUUUGUUUACAUGGACCACUUGAGACUUUAAGCAGGAGAGGAGACAGACACUUGAUAAAACUAGACCUCUGAAUCAAGCAAGUACCGGCGUGAGAAAUGAAGCUCUUCACAUAUAGCUAAGUUAAAAGUUCUGUUUUAUACAUGACCAAAACACAUUAGUGUGGUAUUUGCAGGACAGAGACUUCAUGUGCUUUGAACCCUAGCAAGACAUGGAAUCUACUGUUUAAUAUAAACGCAGCAGCAUAAGGAAGAAGAGGCUUUCCCAUGUGGGGAGAGGAACUUGCUGCUGCUGCUGUUCGCUGUUGCAAGGAACAACACACCAGUCACCUCUUCAGGUCGGGUGGGUUCCAAAUACCUAGAAUUUAUUUUUCUUUUUUUUUUUUUUUGUUUGUUUGAUGAUGGCAUGAACAAAGCAAAAACAAAAAGCAACAUCACUGCACCAGCAGCAUCAGGAUUUGAAUUUUUUUCUGUACCUGUCUGAAUUUUCUAAGGAGUUUGUGUUUGUCCAGACUGGCAGCCAUUCUCAGGGCCUCUAAGCUAUUAAAAAUAAAGUCUAUAAAAUUGCCGCCUCAUUUUCCCUUUUCAAAAUAAUGCUGAAAGAUCUGUGUUGUAUGCUUACAUCCAAAAAGACAAUGAGUAAGCAUUUGGUUUGUAGUUCACUGUCAGCGAUGUGGGUUUAGUUCAUUUGGCAAGCUACAGUCACAGUCUGGAGCAUAUCGCAGGGGUAGGAAGGAGCCUAAGUUUCCCUUCCUCACAAAUCCUGUCACAUGGUAAAAAACAUUCUCUUAUUAGUCCUGGUUCUUUUAGCUAAAUAAACAGAGAUGACAACAUGAGAAAAACAGUCUCUUGUGAUUUAUCUAGGAGGAUACAGUAUAUGGCACUUAAAAAUGCUCCCCUUGAGCUAAGCAGCAGGAGUUUGUUGCUUUAUAUUUUUCCACACAGUCUGGAUUUUUCCAAAAAGUUAAAUUUCAUUCUUUGGAUACUAUUCAUGGAACCUUCUUUGCAGAUAUGUGUAUGACAGAAGCCCAAAACUGCCUUUGAUUUAGUUUACAAAACUCCUUUUCUUCUGGGUGCUCCAGUACAAAGCCAACAUGAUCUUCCUUGGAAGCAACAUAACAUCUCUUACAUAUGAGUGGAAAAAGAAACUGAAGAGUCUCUUCUUCCAUUAGUUUAUGAGAAAUGAGAUGCUGCUACCUGCAUGGGUUUUUUUUCCAAGUACUCCUUGGCUGGACUGGACAGUAUCCCUUAAACAGAGUCUGCUUCAGUCUUCACUUAUUUGCUAAAAGAAAUUUCAUCUUUUCGGGUAUAUCUCAAUCUCUUUUUUUUUUUACUGUUGUUCUGGAAUCCUUACAGCUCAAAUUAUUCUUUGCGUAAGGGGAAUAGCCUUUAUAGCUCUCAAAUCCUUUCGCCAUGGUGACUGGCCCCUCUGCUGAAAAAGAGCUGCGAGGUGCUCCUUUCCCUCCUAAUUAGUGCACAGGUUGAGUCUGUAAAAAAAAAUCUUGGUUGUGUUUUCAUACUGAAGUGAGUGGAAGAACUCUUCAGUGAGCGACAGCAGUACAGGAUCAGAUCUAAAGGGAGUGAGUGCUAUUUGUCCCCCUCAGAAAAUGUUUUUAUAUGAAGUUUUAUAUAUAAAAGCUUUUCUCUCUAUCAUAUUAUGAUAUAUACCUCCCUGUACCUUAUAGUAGCAUUUCCCCCAUAAAAUUUUCCUUCACUCAUCUUUGACACUAACUUAGACAUAGAAAUCAUCACAUGAUCUAAGAAGAAAAAAUGCUGUCGGAUGCUUUUUUCCAGACACUUACUUUAGUUUAAGGGGCAGAAGACGCAGAGCUUGGAAAAAACUCCAAUCUCAAUGUUUUUACUUUAAUACCAGUUACUUAAGUUACUGUAAUUUGCAGCAGUAUCUUAAAAAUAAUUUGAGACCCGAUAAAGUAAUUGAUACAGUAAAUAAUACUGAUUCAAGUAAUUGUUUAUUUAAAAUUAGAAGUAGCUUAAUAAAUGGAUUCUUCUUACUGGUCCCGCAUUAAUUUAUUUUUCUAAUUAGUAUUCAGUGACUUACUGAAGAGCUAGUCAUUUUCCAAAGUUCAGAUACAUUGUGUUUUCAAAUUAAGUUUUUCCUAUCCCAUGAGAGCUGUUAUUAGUUUAAAACUGCACUCGAUUGCCUUGUUCUCCUAAAUCUCUCUGGGUACAAAG